Molecule: messenger RNA, 664 nt
Organism: Spinacia oleracea (spinach)
Lineage: Eukaryota; Viridiplantae; Streptophyta; Magnoliopsida; Caryophyllales; Amaranthaceae
Exons: 2
Coding region: 32-646 (204 amino acids)
Source: RefSeq, a predicted model, not a curated record
GAAGGGCAAAGAACCUGUAGUCGACGAAGAAAUGGAAAAAGAUGAUGAAGAGCGAUCGGUGUCUAGGGAUGACAGUGACGAAUCUGUAUUUGAAGGGGAUGAAUAUGAAGAUGUAGAAGAGGAAGAAUUUGACGAUGAGUUAGAUGAGGACGGUGAAUUCGAGGAUGAAUUCGGCCAGAGAAAGGUGAAACGUGCGCCAAAGAAAAAGAAUUCUGCUAAAAGCAGCAGGCUUAGUUCAUAUGAUGAAGUAGAGGAGGAAGAAGAAGACGGGGAAUAUAUGGAUGGGGAUGAAGAUGAAGAAGAGGAUGUUGUUGUUCGCGUUCAGAAAAGAGUGAAGAAUUUGAAGGAGGUGGGGCUCAAAGCUUUGAAGAAGAAGGCACAUUUGCAGAUGAUGCGGAAGAGGUGUAGAGAGGAGUAUGAUGAUGUGGAAGAGGGAAGGAGACCUGUGAAGAAGACGGUACUUCCUGCGAUGAAGCAGAAGGGUAGGAAGUUUGAUGAAAAAGGGGUAGCAAAAGGAAAGUCCCCUGCUAAACAGAAGGCAAUCAGAGGAAAUAACAGGAGGAUGUUUGUGCAGGUACCAAUUCCCCAACAUCCUAUGUCUAGGGGUGAGUAUGCGAAGUUGCACGGCGUGGUAGUGGCUACUUAGCGGGCUAAUUGUGGCCGG